Messenger RNA from Rubroshorea leprosula, 1170 nucleotides. Lineage: Eukaryota; Viridiplantae; Streptophyta; Magnoliopsida; Malvales; Dipterocarpaceae. The record is from the annotation of a GenBank genome assembly.
AACUCUAUCAUUGUAGUCAUCUUAUCAUUCACGUUGGAAAGAUGCAUCUUCUCUUCAUCCAAGUCAGAAAGAUAUAAGAUGCAAAGUAUGUAAUUAUUUGAAAUAUGACUACAGUUAUGUCUCUAAGCUUUGAAAACUUUGUCUAGUGUUGAGUAAUUUUGUGCUUUUCUUUCUCUCUUUGCUGUCAUCUUUUCGUUACUCAAUUUACAAAUUAAAUGUCUAUUUUGAGAACAAAAGACUGAGAACUUUCAUCUAGGAUGUCUUGUGUUACCCACAUGAAAUGCAAACAUUACGCCAUAUUUGAACCCUUGAGGAUCAAGAACCAUAAGCAUAAUGCUGAUCUGCAUCUUAAUCUAGUGAUUUUUACCCUGCACAUGAAGGAAACAACAUAAGUUGCUCCUUAGAUUAAUAUAAGAGAAUUAAUCUUUCAAGGAUAUAUUUGCUAGGUAAACAGUGACUUAAAAUACAGAUACUGGUAUUUCUCUUAGCUUGUCUGAUUUUAGCUUCAAUAAGAUUAUGUACUGCUAAACUCUUUAUUGCAGUCAUCAUCUAGCCGUUCACAUUGGAAAGAUCCACAUCGACUUAAUCCCAGAGUUGAAGUUAGGAGGCAGUCCUAUAUUGAGUUGGAUAUUUUUAGAAAAAGAUGGAGAAAGGCAGUCGAGAGGGAUGUUUGUUGGGUGGAUCCAUACCAAGAUAAAAGUGCAUAAGAGUGGUCGCGAAUUGAUCCUAAAGCAGAGCUGUGUAAAUAUAGGUAUACCAGUUGUGCCUUCAACUCAGAAGACAUUGGAGAGAAGGAAGAUGUUGGAGCUCUAUUUUGCAUUCUUAAUGUGGGGGAAAGGUUCAGCAAAUACCCUUCUUAACUCAAUUUUCAGCUACUGGACUUGAAUCAUUCCUUGAACUGUCCAUAGCUAAAAUAAGAGCACAAUGUAAUGUUAAAUUUAUAGAUGCAAGAUGGAAAUGAUAAAGUUGUUUUUUACUUCUUUAUUUACUUCACUGCACUGAAUUAUGUGAGUUCCAACUGGCUAAAACUACAUGCAUCAAUUUUAAAACAUUUUAAUUAUUUUAUCUUACGACAGGGCUCACUCCCCUCCUAAAGAGUUGUAUUCACUGUUUUGUAAUAAUGUGAUAAUGUAUACUCUUUUUAAAUCUUAAUAAAAUAGCCAUUUCAUG